AUGAAUAUAUUUUCGAUGUUACAAUCACUUGUUAUUAUGGGUUUAAUAACUCCAAAUGAAGCUAUUAAUAUGUUACAUAAACGAUCUGAUGUUUCUUCAAUCAGCCUUGCAAAAAAUAAUUCUUCAUCAAUAUCAGCUUCUAAUUUUCAAAUAACAUUCUUCAUUACAUCAACAACAUUUGUACAACAAUCACAAACAAAUUCAAAUAUAACUGGUAGUUUACCUUUAUCACGUACUGAUGAAGAAAAAGCUCAUUUACCAGUUGAUCAGCGAGCGAGUAUCACACUAUUAAAAAAACAAAUGCAGCAAGGUGAAAUGGUUUCAUCACAAUACUCAUUUAUUUAUUUAUAUUCUUUAAUAUUGGUCGAUUUUGUUUUCUAUGUAUAA
Messenger RNA from Rotaria sp. Silwood1, 387 nucleotides. NCBI's taxonomy places the organism in Eukaryota, Metazoa, Rotifera, Eurotatoria, Philodinida, Philodinidae. The record is from the annotation of a GenBank genome assembly.